AGCCGGCCUGGCGGGUUCGCGCUCGCCCCCCGCUGCCGCCGCCAUGGGUCUGCCGUCGAUGGGGCUGAGGCGCCGGCCUGCCCCUCGCCUCCCGGCCGCCGCUGCCGCCGCGUCCUCGUCCUCCUCUCCCGGGAGCGAGGCGGCGUCGGGCGAGCCGGGGCGAGCUGCGGCGUGGGACGCGGGCAGCGACUUCGAGGCGGAGGCGGCGGUCGGCCGGCGCGCCAAGCGGCAGGCCCGGCGCCACAGCUGCCCGGUGCCGAAGCGGGCGAGGCCGCGAGCGGCGGGCGAGGCCGGAUCCCGCGGCGGCCCAGGCCUCUUCGAAGCGGUGACGGCGGGCAAGAGCGCCCUGGAGCCCCUGGUGGACGACUGGCUGGAGGGCUACCAGAAGGACCGAGCCUCGGGCUUCCUGGAGCUGGUGAACUUUAUCGUGCGCUCCUGCGGCUGCAGAGGCGUGGUGACUCUGGAGAUGCUUCACAGUCUCCAGAACUCAGAGAUCAUCAAACGUCUGACUGAAUCCUUCCACGAGGAUUCAGCAGAGUACCCACUGUUACUGACCACUCCUGCAUGGCGGCGUUUCCGUGCUGGAUUCUGUGAGUUUAUAGCGGUGCUUGUGCGCCGUGCCCAGCAUAAUGUUGUUUAUGAUGAGUAUUUGAUGGACAGUCUUAUUGCCUUGCUGACUGGCAUGUCUGAUUCUCAAGUGCGUGCCUUCCGUCACACCAGCACCCUGGCAGCUAUGAAGCUGAUGACGGCCUUGGUGUACGUGGCGUUGAGUGUAAGCUUGCAAAAAGACAGUGCUCGGCGACAAUAUGAGACUGAGCGGGCCAAGGGACCAGGCUGCUGGGCCCCAGGGAAGCUGGAGGGGCUGCUGGAGCAGCAUAAGGAGUUCCAGGAGAAGCAAGAAGAGCUAGAGACCUUGAUGAAUGCUCUCUUCAAGGGAGUCUUUGUUCAUCGUUACCGGGACCUCAUACCUGAAAUCCGUGCCAUUUGCAUUGAGGAGAUGGGUCAGUGGAUACAACAUUACACUGCCUCCUUCCUAACUGAUGGUUACCUCAAGUACAUUGGCUGGACUCUGCAUGACAAGCAGGGGGAGGUCCGACUCAAGUGCCUGCUUGCUCUGCAAGGGUUAUAUUGCAGCGGGGAGACUGCAUCGCAGAUGGAGCUUUUCACCAGUCGCUUCAAGGAACGGAUUGUGUCCAUGGUGCUGGAUAAAGAGCCCCAAGUAGCAGUGGAAGCCGUUAGGCUGCUUAUCCUCAUCCUUCAGAAUAUGGAUGGUAUGCUCACAGAUGCUGACUGUGAAAGGGUCUUCCCACUUGUAUAUGCUUCCAGUCGUCCUGUAGCUGCUGCUGCAGGUGAAUUUUUAUACAAAAAGUUGUUAGCACCCAAAGUGAAUGCCAGGAGAGAAUCGGGGGAGUGCCAUGAGGGCACUCGUGUCUUCUUUCAGUUGCUUUUGGUGUUCUUCAUUGAAAGCGAGUUCCAUGACCAUGCAGCCUAUUUGGUAGAUAGCCUGUGGGACUGUGCGUCUGCCCUGCUGAAGGAUUGGCAGGUGCUGACAGGCAUUCUGCUGGAGGACUCUAUAGAAGCAGGUUUGGGUGAUGUAAAGGAGAGCAGCCUCAUUUUGAUCUUGGUGGCCAGCAUGCGGCAAGCCUCAGAAGGACAUCCACCUAUUGGCAGAUUCUCUGGAAAGAAGGUAUUUUCUGCUCGGGAAUGCAAAGUGCGGGCUGAAGACCGUUUAAGGCUCACGCAGCAUUUUAUCCCCCUACUGCCCCAGCUGCUAGCUAAGUUCUCAGCUGAUGCCGAGAAAGUAGGACCUCUCCUGGAGGCUUUGCGUUAUUUUGACCUAACCCAUUACAGCACAGGCCGCCUAGAGAAGUACUUAGAAUUGCUGCUGGCCCAGCUAAAGGAAGUGGUGGAAAAGCACACAAACAGUGAAGUGCUGGAGUUGGCUUCCCAGACCCUCCAUCUGCUCUGCCGUACAGAAUUUGCUUUCUAUAGCCGUGCAGAUUUUGCUCGAAGCUGUAUUAUGGACUAUCUGGCGGAUAAAUUCCAACAUGAGGCUACUGAACUACUCCAGUCCUCAUUUUUUGAGAAGGAGGAGGUGUACAGCAUGGCUACCACUUUAAAACGCAUUGCCUUCUUCCACAGUGCUCACGACCUCACUCCAUGGAGGUUUUUUGAGCCGUGUGUCCAUCUCCUGCGCCACCUGCUGAACAUAGGCGAGGCCCACCAACAGAUGGUGAUCUCUGCCAUGACUUGCUCCUACUUCUCACUGCUCUGGGAACUGUCUCACCAUUCAGCUGGGGCCCCUCCUGGCCAGCAGCAGUUGCUCAGCCUCAAGGAAAAAGUGGCUUCCUUUUGCUCCCUCUGUCAGAGCUGUCUUGUGGAUGUGGAUCACUGUGUCCAGGAGCAGGCCUUUGUGCUGUUGAGUGAUUUGCUCCUGAUCUUCGGUCCACAGCUGACUGACGGAGGGCACCAUGUCCUGCUGGAGUUGGUGUAUCAUCCAGAGUCUGCUCUGCAGUCACAGCUGGCUGGCUUUCUAAUGGACCAUGUCUUCAACCACAGCCAAGCUCAGGAUGAUGAUAGUGAAAAUGAGCUUCAGGUUGAACAACUGCACCGUCGCCGUAAUUUGCUGGCUGGAUUCUGCAAACUUGUUGUCUAUGGAGUUCUGGAACUGAGUGCUGCUUCAGAUGUCUUCAAGUAUUACUCCAAGUUCUACAAUGACUAUGGGGACAUCAUCAAGGAAACCCUGAAUCAGACCCGCCAGAUUGACCGAAUUGAAUGGGCUCGCACACUGCUACUCAGCCUGCAGCAGUUGCUGACCGAACUGUUCUUAGAACAGGGACCGCGAGGCACAGACUCCACUGCGUUCCUGGAGAUCCGAGACUUGGCACGGCGGUUCUCUCUGUUGUUUGGGCUGCACCAGCUGCAGAACCGCCCAGCCCUUGUUGCUUUGCACAAGGAUGGUAUAAAGUUUGCCUUCGAAAAGCCAGCAUCCCCAAACACCAAGCUGGGUCUCAUCAACUUGCCCUUCUUGGAACUGCUAAGUGAAUUUUCUCCAAGGCUGUUGCCUCCUGAUAAGGCUCUGCUCUUCACCUACUUGAAGAAGAUGUGUCAGCCUCAUUUCUCAGAGUACAAAGAUGAACCCUGCUGGUCCUCGCUCCUAGUCUAUCGGCAUUCCCUGAGCCCUCAGAGACGUGCAGCCUUCCAACCUGACUCUGCUGCCAAGAAGAAACGUCUGAAUGAGUCCUCUGAGCACAGUGGCAGUGCCAGCCUCGCCUCCAGCAGCCGCCUGCAGACACCACUGCUGACUUCCACCACCCUGAGAGCCAAGCACAAGCUGCCUGGGCCUCUGCUGGGAGAGGAGAAUUCAGGCAGCGGAUCAGAGUUUGCACAGAGGCUGCACCUGAUUGAAGAGCCAGAGAACAGUGAGGAGAGGGAGGUUUCCUGAAGUUCUUUCGCAGUGGUAUCUCACAGAGGUCUUCCUCACAUCCACCCUGGAGCUGCCGGUCCCAACAGAAGAAAGUUUUAGGCACAGAUUCCCUGCUGGGUAUCUUCAUUAUGUGCCUAGUUUUUUUCAGGAAUGUUUUCUGCUGCAUAGAAUUUGCUUUCUUGCUUGGUCUGCACUGUUUAAUGGGGUUUGUGUAAGAUGUUCCCCAGUUAUCCAUUUUCAUGGUUUUGGCUGUUAAUGCUCAGUGGUUAAAAAAUAAAGCUGUUUAAUUUGGAAUAACAA
Candoia aspera is the source of this 3727-nucleotide messenger RNA. RefSeq names its product STAG3 cohesin complex component (gene STAG3). Gene Ontology annotation, biological process: sister chromatid cohesion. Lineage: Eukaryota; Metazoa; Chordata; Lepidosauria; Squamata; Candoiidae. Bases 44 to 3445 code for a protein of 1133 amino acids. Gene Ontology annotation, cellular component: cohesin complex; chromatin; nucleus. The record is from RefSeq and is a predicted model, not a curated record. The transcript has 30 exons. Gene Ontology annotation, molecular function: chromatin binding.